AUGUAUUUUCUACUUAGAGCCGGAGUGCUAUUUUUUCAGAUAUUAACAGCAAAGGCUGUUUCUAUUGAAGGUUUAGUGGGAGAAAAAAUCAUGGUGGCAGUGCAAAUGGAAAGGAUGGUAAAGGAUGGAAAGAUGUUGAUAACCCGAAAAGAGUACAGCGCGUACUGCAAUACAAACACGCUGUGCUUUAUAAAUAAAACCAGCACAAAAAAAGCAAUAUCCAUCUCAUCUAAUUCAAUAGAAUACAUGCUAACGUGCCUAUUUGAGGAAAAAACUCAAAUUAAACCACCACUAAUACUGCACGAGGAUUCUUCUGAGCAGGAAAAUGGGAUAAACCUUAUAAACAUAGCCAAAAAAGACAGUAAAUACAACAGAGAACUAAAAAACUUUAUGAUUGAUCUGAAAAACAACAGUUUGCUGUUGACAAGUUACGAUUCUACUAUAAAAGAUGCUAUAUCGUUUCUAGAGGCAAUUAAGUACAAUGGGUUUCUUGUAGUUGUAUGCACAACGACUUCGCAGAUAAAUUGUCUACUGAGCAUGUGCAACAGCCUUAUUAAAGGCCCGCGCGUAAUUGGACUGCAAGCAUCAGAAGAUCUAUUAUAUUUUAAAACAAUAUCAAACCCAAUAAUAUCCCAUAUAAUGGGGCAAUUUGCGCCUACAAUAUAUAUUGAGAUAUCCCCAAAGCCGGGAUUUCAAGACACAAUAGCACCGUUUGCAGCACUUGUUUUAAUAAGCAUAAUGACUGUUGCCAUUGGGGGGCUAUACCUGUUUAUUAGUAGGCACAUAGUGCGCAGACCUGCUCCCAAAACAGUGGCCUCUCAAGAUCUGCAGAUGAUUCCCACAAUGCUGUAUAUAAGCAUACCACCCAGUGAUCCGCCGGCGCCACAGGACUGUGUUAUAUGCUUUGAGCAGUUUUUACCAGCGUCUAACUGCCGGCUUCUUCCCUGUAAUCACAUAUACCAUGUAGAGUGCAUUGACACAUGGUUAAAGCAGUACUCAAACAGGUGUCCGUACUGCCAGAGUUUAGUUAAGAACGGCGACUACAUGCACCCAGACUACCGCAUACAAUAGAAUUAUAUUGUAUUCACUGUGUAUACUAGAAAAAUAAUAAAACUAUAUGAAGCCAAUGAAUAGAUGUGUAAUAGGACAAUGCUUCUAAUAAAAAAGUAAUAGAUCAAUGCAUGCAUAUAUAUACUACUAGAUUCCGCCAAUAUACACAGAUAGCACCCCGCCACUACAUCUACUUUUUCUUGGUAUAUAGAAACCUGCCUCGCUUAAAGUUGAUUUGUAGUGUAUUUUCUCUUUUUACUAGUAUAUAACAACAAUAGACAUUUCUUGAACUUCAGGAUGUAUUUCUAUAUAAAUGCAUCGUGCACUAGAAAACAGUAGCAAACAGAUUAUCUAUUUAUCUAUGCUUGAUAGUUCUGUAAAAUAAAACAUUAUAUAAACC
Nematocida parisii ERTm1 is the source of this 1450-nucleotide messenger RNA. RefSeq lists its product as uncharacterized. The record is from RefSeq and is a predicted model, not a curated record. The coding region runs from base 1 to 1071 and encodes 356 amino acids. Lineage: Eukaryota; Fungi; Microsporidia. The transcript has a single exon.